Drosophila kikkawai is the source of this 672-nucleotide messenger RNA. RefSeq lists its product as uncharacterized. The record is from RefSeq and is a predicted model, not a curated record. NCBI's taxonomy places the organism in Eukaryota, Metazoa, Arthropoda, Insecta, Diptera, Drosophilidae.
UCAAGAUACAGAAAGGAAUCUCUGUAAUCUCUGUCAAACUGGUUUCUUUCCUAAACUUAUUUCUCUUCUCCAAACCUUUCCACCUCUUUCCAUCAAAAUUUCCUGUAUUUUUCAAAAUGAACCAACUGACGCGGAUGUCCCGGACAGUUGCCGGUGGACUCAAGAUGCGAUUCCAACCACCGUUGCGCCACCUCAACCAGCCCAACUUGAGCCCCGAGGACCCAACCAAGCGACCCUCUCCCAUGCAGUCCAUGCGGGAGUUCUUCAUGCAUCCGCUGACCUGGGAUCGCAACAAUGGCUACUUCAACGUGGUGCUGGCCCUAACCCUAUUCGGCUUUGUCUUCUUCAGCUCGUGCAGUUCGUGUGAUCAGAAGAAGGGCCUCCAGGAGACACAGGCCAUUCAGAGCGACAAAGCGGUUUCAGACGCUGUGGCUGUAUCUUUGGAAAAUUCCGAUAAAUGAUUUGGGACUCACCCUGAUUGCAAACGCAGACCAGACCGGAGUUGGUCGAGCGGCACUGGGCAUUCAUGUCGCACAGAGUGGGGUUGUUCAGGCAGUUCUGCUCCUCGAUGCAAACAUAGCCAUCACCAUGGAAGCCGGCGAUGCACUGGCACUCGUAGUUGGCAGGAUCCCUUUUCGAAAAAAUUACAAAUAAAUAGAGAGCUGAAAGGAA